GGCGCCACACUGAAAGAAUGCCUUCACUGUAAAAAAAAACAGACAGAGUAGAGAGAGUUCAGAGAGAGAGAGAGAGAGAGGGAGAGAGAGAGAGAGGGUGGGAGGGAGAGAGUUGCUACUGCGCAUAAACACAGAGAUUUGACCUGUAGGUUUUAACUUCGAUCUUUAGACAGUAUGCAGUAAUUCACCGGCUGCGGGCGAGGUUGCCUCUAAACAGUGCAACAACUUGUUGCGGCUACCACUCAAUAUCGAAUCUUUGCGGGAGGAAAGUUUUGGGGAUCUCAGAAGAGGAGACCGAUACGACUGGACUUAUUAAUGACAGCGCACGAGUACGAUAAAAUCUAAGAGUGAUAAGAACGAUUCAUCUAAAAAAGAAAAAAACCUGUGGAUUAAACAUCGCUGAAGUUUGGACAGAUACUUUUUUUUUCUUUUCUUGCUUGUGUUGUACCGGUUGUUUUUUGUGUAUAUGAACGUUUGCUGUCAGCAAUGGAAACCGCGGAUCAGCCCCGGUGGAUGGGCCAUCACCACCCAGCUGUACUGAACGGCCAGCAUCCCGACUCGCACCACCCGGGCCUCGGCCACUCGUACAUGGAUCCGUCUCAGUAUCCCCUCGCUGACGAUGUGGAUGUACUGUUUAAUAUCGACGGACAGGGCAACCACGUCUCUCCGUAUUACGGAAACACCGUCAGAGCCGUCCAGAGAUAUCCGCCUCCUCCUCACAGUAGUCAGGUGUGUCGUCCGCCCCUGCUCCACGGUUCACUGUCCUGGUUGGACAGCAGCAAAGCUCUCGGCACGCACCACAGCACGUCCCCAUGGAACUUGAGUCCUUUCCCCAAGACUUCUCUGCACCACGGCUCCCCCGGAGCCCUCUCCGUCUACCCGCCGGCAUCGUCCUCCUCCCUUUCGGCGGGUCACUCCAGCCCCCACCUCUUCACCUUUCCCCCGACCCCUCCUAAAGAUGUCUCCCCGGAUCCGGGAAUCUCUACUCCGGGCUCAAGCAGCUCCGGACGCCAAGAGGAAAAAGAAUGCAUUAAGUACCAGGUGUCCCUAGAAAGCAUGAAACUGGAGUCCCAUGGCCGCAGCAUGGCAUCAAUCGGAGCGGGGGCAUCGUCCGCUCACCACCCCAUCGCAACUUACCCAUCCUAUGUCCCCGAAUACGGGCCUGGCCUCUUCCCACCAAGUAGCCUGAUAGGUGGGUCAUCUUCUAGUUAUGGUUCCAAAACAAGACCAAAAACAAGGUCCUGUUCAGAGGGUAGAGAGUGCGUUAAUUGCGGAGCCACUUCCACCCCUCUCUGGAGGAGGGAUGGCACGGGUCACUAUUUGUGUAAUGCCUGCGGACUCUAUCACAAGAUGAACGGACAGAACCGGCCUCUUAUCAAACCCAAAAGACGCCUGUCUGCAGCAAGACGAGCUGGGACGUCAUGUGCAAACUGUCAAACGACCACGACGACCCUUUGGCGAAGAAACGCAAACGGGGACCCUGUCUGUAACGCGUGCGGGCUGUACUACAAACUGCACAAUAUUAACCGACCACUGACCAUGAAGAAGGAGGGCAUACAGACCCGUAAUCGGAAGAUGUCCAGCAAGUCCAAGAAGAGCAAAAAGUCCCACGACAGCAUGGACGAGUUUUCCAAGAGCCUCAUGGACAAGAACAGCUCCUUCAGCCCCACGGCCCUGUCCAGACACAUGAGCUCCUUCCCCCCAUUCUCGCACUCCGGCCACAUGCUGACCACGCCCACGCCCAUGCACCCCUCGUCCAGCCUGCCCUUCGCCCCCCACCACCCCUCCAGCAUGGUCACCGCCAUGGGGUAGGCCUGCUCGCGCAGAAGGAACGGAAACGCGCCCCCCCCACCCCUCCACUGUCCCCCUAAACACGCAUCCACCCAACCCUGCCACCGCUCCAGCCCAAGCACCGCCCCCGCCUUCCCCGCCUCCCCCCAACGAACGAGCGCUCUUCCAAAAUGACGAGCCCAGAGGACAGAGCCGCUUCCGGAGGGGUGUCUUUCUCGAUCCUGAGAAACCGCGAGCCGUUGCUUUCCGGGGGUGGGCCACACCGCGUCCAGCGACCAACCACUGAAUCUGAAAUCCAUUUGUGUACAGAAGCCAUUUUCCACAAAUAUGGUCAAAUAUCAGACUGCUGGUCCCCCCUUAAGCCCACCCACCUCUCACCCCCAGCCCCAACCCACCCUUCCCACCUACCCUGUGAAACAGGGGUUCCCCUGUACUGUGAAAAAGAGGACAUGAACCAUGAACUUUGAACAUAUUUGUACAGAUUGUAUGAAAUACAGUACAUUUAAUGAAGACUUUUUAAUAAUAAUAAUAAUAAUAAAAAUGCCCAUGGGCAGCUACGACGAGAAGGGUACGAGUUGCUGCAGGAAGAAAGACCAUCGGAGAGCCGCUUCGUGGUAGGGAGGCCCACCUGUCCCAGUGGCUCCGGGUUCAAGAGAGAGUGAGCGAGAGAGAGAGGGGAGCAGAUGUAAACUGCCAAUCCUCCUCCUGCCAGUGGCAGGCAUUGUUUGAUGCAUUAAAAUGUGUAGA
Megalops cyprinoides (Indo-Pacific tarpon) is the source of this 2538-nucleotide messenger RNA. RefSeq names its product GATA binding protein 3 (gene gata3). Gene Ontology annotation, biological process: positive regulation of transcription by RNA polymerase II; immune system development; cell fate commitment. The record is from RefSeq and is a predicted model, not a curated record. Gene Ontology annotation, molecular function: RNA polymerase II cis-regulatory region sequence-specific DNA binding; zinc ion binding; DNA-binding transcription factor activity, RNA polymerase II-specific. The transcript has 6 exons. The coding region runs from base 487 to 1812 and encodes 441 amino acids. Gene Ontology annotation, cellular component: nucleus. NCBI's taxonomy places the organism in Eukaryota, Metazoa, Chordata, Actinopteri, Elopiformes, Megalopidae.